AGUGGGCGCCGCGGGCUGGAGCCGCGGCUGGCGGCUGCCUGUCCGGGCUGGGUCUGGCCGAGCCUAACGUCGCCGUGCAGUGCGCCAGGUCUCCGGGAGAUGGCUUCUCCCCUCUCGCCCGCUACUCCCGCUAUUGUCUCACCUGGGGUUGCCUGACUCUGCGGGCUCGCUCACCCUCUCGGCCUAGAGGACCGCCCCCCCGCCCCCGCGCUGCGAGCUGGUCCUCGCGCCCUCUCCUGCCUCUUCGCUGCCCCGGGAACCCUGGGGUCGGCGCCCGCCGCGUGCAGCUCGGAGGGGGAGCGGCCCGGGAGGAGGCGGUGCGCGGCCGCCUCGCGUGGGUGCCGGAGCCGCCCGGAGCCGUGGAGCCAGCAGCCCAGGUCGCCGAGCACACGACACAUCAGGUUUUGCAGGAAACUCGCAGUGAACACAGGUACCCAGACACCAUGCCACAACCCUGCAGAACUGACAUUGCCAGGAAGUAGAAGACUUCCUUGUUUCUUCUGUCCCCCAUCCUCACCAUGUCUUCGACUCAGGGCAGUGGGGAACACUGGAAGUCACUGGAGUCUGUGGGCAUCAGCCGCAAAGAGCUGGCCAUGGCCGAAGCCCUGCAGAUGGAGUAUGAUGCUCUGUCCCGGCUUCGGCACGACAAGGAGGAAAGCAGAGCCAAGCAGAACACAGACCCCUCUCUCAUCAGCUGGGAUGAGCCCGUCCUAGACUUCUACAGCAAGCCAGCGGGAAGGCGGAAGGACCUCAAGCUCUUACGUGGUCUUUCUGGCUCUGACCCUACCCUCAAUUACAACUCGCUCUCCCCACAGGAAGGGCUGCCCAACCACUCUACCUCCCAGGGCUCCCAGCCUGGCCCAGAUCCCUGGCCCAAAGGCUCCCUGGCUGGAGACUAUCUCUACAUUUUUGAUGGUUCAGAUGGGGGGCUCUCUUUGUCCUCAGGACCGGGGGACACAGAUGACUCUUUUAAGAAACUGUCCCCACCUCCUCUGCCUCCCCGAGUCUCUAUCUGGGACACUCCUCCCCUGCCUCCCAGAAAGGGGUCCCCCUCAUCCUCCAAGAUCUCCCAGCCCAAUGACAUCAACACUUUUUCUUUGGUCGAACAACCUCCAGGCAAACUGCUGGGGCAUCGGCUCCUAGAAGAGGAAGAGGAGCUGGGAAGUGGGGGUCCAGGGCGCCUACUGGGGUCCAUGGACUAUGACGGUAUCAAUGAUGCCAUUACACGGCUCAACUUGAAGUCAACCUAUGAUGCAGAGAUGCUGCAGGAUGCCACCAGGGGCUGGAAGGAGGGCCGGGGACUCCUGAACUUUGGCAAGGACACUCCUGGAAAACCUGUGGCCCGGAGCAAGACCAUGCCCCCUCAGGUGCCCCCCCGCACCUACACCUCCCGCUAUGCCAACCGGAAAAAUGGGACACCUGGCAAGAACCUCCAGAUUUCUGCAGCUCCGGUGUGCUCCCGACCCCACGCCGUUGCCAAUGGCCAUGAGUUGUUUGAGGUCUCAGAGGAGAGAGAUGAGGAAAUUGCUGCCUUCUGCCACAUGCUGGAUAUCCUCCGAUCUGGCUCUGACGUCCAAGACUACUCCCUCACUGGGUAUGUCUGGAGCACUGUCACCCCAAGCCCGGAGCACCUCGGGGAUGAGGUUAACCUGAAGGUGACCGUGUUGUGUGACAGCCUGCGGGAGCCGCUCACUUUUACCUGCAACUGUUCCUCCACUGUAGACUUGCUCAUCUACCAGACCCUGUGCUAUACCCAUGAUGAACUGAGGGGUGUUGAUGUGGGUGACUUCGUGCUAAAGCCCUGUGGGCUGGAGGAAUUCCUGCAGAACAAGCACGCCCUGGGCAGCCACGAGUAUAUUCAAUACUGUCGAAAGUUUGACAUCGACAUUCGGCUACAGCUGAUGGAGCAGAAAGCUGUACGCGGUGACCUGGCCCGGACGGUGAAUGAUGACCAGAGUCCCUCCACCUUGAACUACCUCAUCCAUCUGCAAGAGAGGCCAGUCAAGCAGACCAUCAGCAGGCAGGCCCUGAGUCUUCUGUUUGACACUUACCACAAUGAGGUGGAUGCCUUCCUGUUGGCUGAUGGGGACUUUCCACUGAAGGCCGACAGGGUGGUCCAGUCCGUCAAGGCCAUCUGCAACGCCCUAGCCGCUGUGGAAACCCCUGAGAUCACCAGCGCUCUCAACCAGCUGCCCCCCUGCCCUUCCCGAAUGAAGCCUAAAAUUCAGAAGGAUCCCACCGUCUUGGCUGUGAGGGAAAACCGAGAGAAGGUCGUGGAAGCCCUGACAGCUGCCAUCUUGGACCUGGUGGAGCUGUACUGCAACACGUUCAAUGCAGACUUCCAGACAGCAGUGCACGGGAGCCACAAGCAUGAUCUGGUCCAGGAGGCCUGCCAUUUUUUUGGGUCCCUGGCCUUUACGGUCUAUGCCACCCACCGCAUCCCCAUCAUGUGGGCUACCAGCUAUGAAGAGUUCUACCUCUCCUGCUCCCUCAGCCAUGGCGGCAAGGAGCUGUGCAGCCCCCAGCGGACCCGAAGGGUUCACUUCUCCAAGUACCUCUUCCACCUCAUCAUCUGGGACCAGCAGAUCUGCUUCCCUGUGCAGGUGAACCGGUUGCCUCGGGAGACCCUGCUGUGUGCCACUCUCUAUGCUCUGCCCAUCCCCCCACCCGGGAGCUCCUCGGAGUCCAAUAAGCAGCGGCGGGUGCCCGAAGCCCUGGGCUGGGUCACUGCUCCGCUCUUCAACUUCAGGCAAGUCCUGACCUGUGGCCGGAAGCUUCUGGGCUUAUGGCCAGCAACACAGGAAAGCCCCAGUACCCGUUGGAGUGCACCUAAUUUCCAUCAGCCAGAUAGUGUCAUCCUGCAGAUUGACUUUCCCACCUCGGCCUUCGACAUCAAGUUCACCAGCCCCGCUGGAGACAAGUUCAGCCCCCGCUAUGAGUUUGGCAGCCUCCGGGAGGAAGACCAACACGUGCUUAAAAACAUCAUGCAGAAGGAGUCCCUGUACUGGCUCACUGAUGCUGACAAAAAGAGCCUGUGGGAGAAGCGGUAUUAUUGCCACUCGGAGGUGAGCUCACUCCCCCUGGUGCUCGCUAGCGCCCCCAGCUGGGAGUGGGCUUGCCUGCCCGACAUCUACGCUCUCCUGAAGCAGUGGACCCACAUGAACCACCAGGAUGCCCUGGGGCUCCUGCAUGCCACGUUCCCAGACCAGGAGGUGCGUCGUAUGGCUGUUCAGUGGAUUGGCUCCCUCUCUGAUGCUGAGCUGUUGGACUACUUGCCCCAGCUCGUGCAGGCCUUAAAGUAUGAGUGCUACCUGGACAGCCCCUUGGUGCGCUUCCUCCUGAAACGAGCUGUCUCUGACUUGAGAGUGACUCACUACUUCUUCUGGUUGCUGAAAGACGGCCUCAAGGACUCUCAGUUCAGCAUCCGCUACCAAUAUCUGCUGGCAGCCUUGCUGUGUUGCUGUGGCAAGGGGCUGAGAGAGGAGUUUAACCGCCAGUGCUGGCUUGUCAGUACCCUGGCCAAGCUGGCCCAGCAGGUCCGGGAGGCUGCCCCGUCUGCACGGCCGGGGAUUCUCCGCACGGGCCUGGAGGAGGUGGGGCAGUUUUUUGCCCUCAACGGCUCCUGCCGCCUGCCGCUUAGCCCCAGUCUGCUGGUUAAGGGCAUCGUGCCCAGGGACUGUUCCUACUUCAACUCCAAUGCAGUCCCCCUCAAGCUCUCCUUCCAAAAUGUGGAUCCACUGGGCGAGAACAUCCGUGUCAUCUUCAAGUGUGGGGACGACCUUCGCCAAGACAUGCUGACCCUGCAGAUGAUUCGCAUCAUGAGCAAGAUCUGGGUCCAGGAGGGGCUGGACAUGCGCAUGGUCAUCUUCCGCUGCUUCUCCACUGGCCGUGGGAGAGGGAUGGUAGAGAUGAUCCCCAACUCUGAGACCCUGCGCAAAAUCCAGGUGGAGCACGGGGUGACCGGCUCCUUCAAGGACCGGCCCCUAGCCGACUGGCUGCAGAAGCACAACCCUGGGGAGGACGAGUACGAGAAGGCUGUAGAGAACUUCAUCUAUUCUUGUGCUGGCUGCUGUGUGGCCACGUACGUCUUGGGCAUCUGUGACCGACACAAUGACAACAUCAUGCUGAAGACGACUGGCCACAUGUUCCACAUAGAUUUUGGCCGUUUCCUGGGCCAUGCCCAGAUGUUUGGGAACAUCAAGCGGGACCGUGCCCCCUUUGUCUUCACCUCGGACAUGGCGUAUGUCAUCAACGGGGGUGACAAGCCUUCCAGCCGCUUCCAUGAUUUUGUUGACCUUUGCUGCCAAGCCUACAACCUCAUUCGCAAGCACACCCACCUCUUCCUCAACCUUCUGGGCCUGAUGUUGUCCUGUGGGAUCCCUGAGCUCUCAGACCUGGAAGACCUCAAGUAUGUGUAUGAUGCCCUGAGGCCUCAGGACACAGAGGCCAAUGCCACCACCUACUUCACCAGGUUGAUUGAGUCCAGCCUCGGCAGUGUAGCCACAAAGCUCAAUUUUUUCAUUCAUAACCUGGCUCAGAUGAAGUUCACAGGCUCAGACGACCGGCUGACCCUUUCCUUUGCUCCCCGAACGCACACUGUCAAGAGCUCUGGCCGCAUCAGUGAUGUGUUUCUCUGCCGCCACGAGAAGAUCUUCCACCCCAACAAAGGCUACAUUUAUGUGGUAAAGGUGAUGCGAGAGAAUGCUCACGAGGCCACUUACAUCCAGAGGACAUUUGAGGAGUUCCAGGAAUUACACAAUAAGCUGCGGCUGCUCUUCCCUUCUUCCCUCCUGCCCAGCUUCCCUAGUCGCUUUGUGAUUGGCCGCUCACGGGGAGAGGCGGUGGCGGAGCGGCGGAGGGAGGAGUUAAAUGGCUACAUCUGGCACUUGAUCCACGCAGCCCCUGAGGUGGCCGAGUGUGAUUUGGUGUACACCUUCUUCCACCCCCUGUCCCGGGAUGAGAAGGCUGCGGGCACCAGCCUGGCUCCCAAGUCCUCAGAUGGCACAUGGGCCCGGCCGGUCGGGAAGGUUGGGGGAGAGGUGAAACUGUCCAUCUCCUACAAAAACAACAAACUCUUCAUCAUGGUGAUGCAUAUUCGGGGCUUGCAACUGCUCCAGGAUGGGAAUGAUCCCGACCCCUAUGUCAAGAUUUACCUCCUUCCUGACCCUCAGAAAACCACUAAGAAGAAAACCAAAGUGGCCCGGAAAACCUGCAACCCCACCUACAAUGAGAUGCUGGUAUAUGAUGGAAUCCCCAAGGGAGACCUGCAGCAGCGGGAGCUACAGCUGAGUGUGCUGAGUGAGCAAGGAUUCUGGGAGAACGUUCUGCUGGGGGAGGUGCACAUCCGCCUGCGAGAGCUGGACCUGGCCCAGGAGAAGACCGGCUGGUUCGCACUGGGAUCUCGAAGUCAUGAGACCUUAUGAGCCCAGCGGAGCCGUGGCCCAGGACCCCAGGCUCAUGGCAGAGCCGGGGGAGAGGACUCUCCCUGCUUGACUUGUCCCUUCCUUGUGUAGGGGCAGGGCCCGUGGCGGGGCUCCCCUCUGUCCCGGCGGAUCGGGCCUCCGUGGUAGGAGGCAAGGAGAGUAAAGAUGCUCUCUGCUAUCCGCUCCUCUUCAGACUACGUUUGGGUUGGUUGUGAUGAGCAGCCCCUUGGAGGCUGUGAGGGUGCAGCAAAGUUUUAAGUUUACCUUGUGUCAAGGGAGCAAUGCCUGG
Messenger RNA from Balaenoptera acutorostrata (minke whale), 5712 nucleotides. It is a transcript of the gene PIK3C2B, whose product is annotated as phosphatidylinositol-4-phosphate 3-kinase catalytic subunit type 2 beta. Gene Ontology annotation, molecular function: phosphatidylinositol binding; 1-phosphatidylinositol-4-phosphate 3-kinase activity; 1-phosphatidylinositol-3-kinase activity. NCBI's taxonomy places the organism in Eukaryota, Metazoa, Chordata, Mammalia, Artiodactyla, Balaenopteridae. The coding region runs from base 519 to 5423 and encodes 1634 amino acids. The transcript is spliced from 33 exons. Gene Ontology annotation, biological process: cell migration; phosphatidylinositol-mediated signaling; phosphatidylinositol-3-phosphate biosynthetic process. The record is from RefSeq and is a predicted model, not a curated record. Gene Ontology annotation, cellular component: phosphatidylinositol 3-kinase complex; cytoplasm; plasma membrane.